Messenger RNA from Lucilia sericata (common green bottle fly), 2841 nucleotides. RefSeq lists its product as uncharacterized. The coding region runs from base 1066 to 2010 and encodes 314 amino acids. The record is from RefSeq and is a predicted model, not a curated record. Gene Ontology annotation, molecular function: nucleic acid binding; zinc ion binding. The transcript is spliced from 2 exons. NCBI's taxonomy places the organism in Eukaryota, Metazoa, Arthropoda, Insecta, Diptera, Calliphoridae.
AUCCUUGUUUAUAAUCAUCUGUUUUGAACCGCGUUUUUACAUUCCUUUUUCUUCUUGUUUUUUGCAUGCAUUUUGGUAUGAUUCAAAGAUAAAAUGUUUAAUGUCGUUUAAAAAGCCAAAGAAGAGAGAGGUGCAAAACUGCGAAAUAAACCUAAAUAUUUAAACUGUAUUUUGUUCAACGCAAACCUCUUUUAUUUCUGUCAACAACAUUGCUUUAUUUCGCAGUUUUUUUGUAUAUGUGUUUUGUUUUUUCGUACAAAAUAACUGCGUUUAUGCUGCCGUGGGAAAUUCUACAAUAUUAAAAAUUGGAAGUACUUAUUAAACUCAACCAUUAUGAUGCUGCAUUCUUCACGCCGGAGUCCACGUCUACAAGGAAGCGAUAAUUCAAACGCUUCUAACAUACCAGCCCAGACACAGAAAGUGUCUAACCAAGUCACAGUAGAAUCUGCCGCCAUCGCCACCACCACACCAUCAGCCACUACUAGUAAGUCUGCCGUCGUAAGUAGUAAGCCUUUUACGCCAACCACCACAAAUGCCGUAAACGUGUUGGAGAUGCAAAAGCAAAUUGCAUUGUUAAAACGGCAGCUUUCAGAAACCCAGACAAAACUCAGCAGUAGUAAUCGCCAAUGCCAACAACUUGAGUCAGUUAUUCGUUACACGGAAUCUGUAAGUAAUCAUAACCUCACAAAAUCUGUUCCCCCUCAAAUAACAGACACAGCAGCCAGCACACCUUUGCCGCCAGUUACAUCAACAGCUUAUUCUGCCGCCAGCGUACAUAUGUAUACCACCAGCUACAUCUAUAGAGAGCCGUUAUACAAAUACAGACGUAUACACUACACAUACAACAACAAUGACAACUGCCGCCAUACCGUCAUUUCCAAUCAGCUCUGCCAGCAGCAACGCUAUGCCAUCGACGCAAGCAGCACCUGCAGUCGAUAAUUUGAAUAUGUAUUUGUCACCAAAUAUUUCUGUUGGGCCGCCAUCUUGCCAAUCAUUUUCUACACAGCUCCAGCCAACAAUGAAUAAUUUGAUAACCCAGGCUUGUUACCAAAUAAUUCAAGUGCCAUGAUGUAUCCACGUAAGCUUCAAGAAUUGCAAGAAUUUAGUGGUGCAGCGGAAGAUUGGCCAAUAUUUUAUACUGCAUAUCUUCAAUCAAAUGCAACAUAUAAUUAUUCAAAUUUUGAAAAUAACCAGCGCCUACAAAAGAGCCUCAAAGGUGAUGCUCGUGACUUAGUUAAGUCUUUGUUAAUUCAUCCAAUCAACGUAAGUGCUGUCAUCGAACAGCUUCGUAUUAGAUUUGGUAGACUGGAACCUUUGAUUCAAAGCCAGUUGCGUCAAAUAAGAGAAAUUCCACAUAUUUCGGAAAAUAAUUUAUCAAAAUUAAUACCCUUUUCUACAAAGGUAAGAAAUCUGACUGUUUUUCUUCAGUCCGUGGAAGGACACCAACAUAUUGCCAACCCAACGUUGUUAGAUGAAUUAAUUUCGAAACUGCCAAUGAGCAAAAAAUUAGAUUGGGCCAAAAUUGCAGCUACUAUCAAGCCAUAUCCUACUCUUCUUAAUUUUAGUGAUUUUAAGGAUGAGAUGACCAACUUAAUUUGUUCAAUACAGGAUGCCGACAACAAGGAACCAAAACGUCGAGUACUACUUCACACUGCGAAAAGGCUGCCACAAUGUCCUUUAUGCAAAGGUCAACACAAACUUUGUGAUUGUCGCAGUUUCCUAGACUCAACUAUAAAUAAACGUUGGUCAGACGUUAAGAAGAUUCGUGCCUGCUUUUCAUGCCUUAAUGUUGGCCAUUCAACCCGCGAUUGUCGUCGUAAAAAAUGUUUACAAAACGGUUGUCAACGAAAUCACCACAAAUUACUCCAUGAAGUUACCAACGAGACAGUGCCACCUGCCACCCCAAAUGAAGUGAGUGACCCUCAACAAAGCGUACUCAGCUGUUCUUCUGCCAACAACAACAAAAAAUUUUUGUUUCGUAUUUUACCUGUUACAUUGUAUGGUGAAUGAUGUCGUUUGGAUAUUUAUGCCCUCUUUGACGAUGGAUCGUCAAUUACAAUGAUGGAUAAGGACGUUGCCGAAAAGCUUGGAGUACGUGGUCAGAAAGGUAACUUAAAUAUACAUUGGUUUGGCGGUCGAUCAGCUCAGGAGUCAGUUUUAAAAUAAGUGGUAUAGGUAAAUCUAAGUGCCAUUGUAUGCGCAAUGUUUAUGCUGUUUCAAAUUUAAAUCUGCCUAUGCAAAGUUUAACAAAUCAAGAUUUGCAAAAUAGUUUUCAAAGAUCGUCAUCUUUUCCCGUUAAACCCUACACCAACGUAAUACCCCAGCUGUUAAUUGGAUUGGAUCACGCGUAUUUAGGUUUGCCAACUAAUACUCAAGUAAAUUUGUCUUCGGGUCCAUUUGCCUGCAAUACCGAAUUUGGUUGGUUAGUGUUCGGCCCCUGUCGUACUUUGUCAACAAAUUAUCCCUCAUGUCUUAUGGCAAGCAUAGAAAAUGAUAGCAGUCUUCAUCAACUUGUUAAACAUUUUUUCAACGUGGAAAGCAUUGGUGUAAGACCGGAGAGUGAUGAAGACGUAAGAGCGAAUGGAAUUCUGCUAGAAACAAGAAAACGAAUUGGGGACCGAUUUCAAACCGGCCUCUUAUGGAAACAUGAUAACAUAAAGCUGCCAAACAGUUAUCCAAUGGCCCUUAGACGCUUGGAGGGAAUUGAAAAAAAGAUGAAUCAAAAUGUAAUCUUUGCUGCUGCAUACAAAGAAGUAAUAAAUGGGUAUGUAGAAAAAGGCUAUGUUCGUAAACUUCGUUUAGAAGAAAUAGAGUUGUCAAGUGACAAAAGAUGAUAUUUGC